CCUGUGUUGCAAUUUAGUUACAGUCUUGAUCACUGCAACUCCUCAGUAACAUUCCUGCUCACUGACUCAUAAGAGACCUAAGUCUCAACUCUACAGAAUUCAAUAGCAAAAACAAUCUUGCUCUGGGAAAGGCUGUGGAAUUCUUUGCAUCAGCUAGGAAGAUUUAACAAUCUUUCCUGAGAAUGAAGAUUUUGACACUGUUUAAUUUCAUCCUUGCAAAUUGUUUAAUAAUGGCCACUGGUAACUCGACUCUACAGAGUUGUUUUCAAGAGCAGCUGAGGCUCAAGGCCCAGGUGAGACUUCUGGAGUAUCGUGUGAAACAGCAGCAGGUAAAAAUUGUGCGGCUCUUACAGGAGAAGGAGAUUCAAUACCAUGACAAUGGAGAUGAAAACAGUGUUAUUGACCUGGGAGAAAAAAGACAAUACGCAGAUUGUGCAGAGAUCUACAACGAUGGACAUAAACGCAGUGGAUUUUACAAGAUGAAACCUCUUCAGAGCCCUAGUGCGUUCCUCGCCUACUGUGACAUGUCAGAAGGGGGAGGCUGGACUGUUUUUCAGAGACGUUCUGAUGGCAGCCAGAAAUUUGAUAGAGUCUGGGAUGACUAUGAACAAGGUUUUGGAAAUUUUGUUUUGAGAAAUGGUGAAUACUGGCUUGGAAAUAAAAAUCUUCACUAUCUCACCAAUCAAGGAAACUAUACCCUAAGAAUCGAUCUCUCUGAUUUUGAAGGAGUACGGCGAUUUGCACAAUAUAAAAGCUUCAGAGUUGCUGGUGAAGAGAGCUCAUACCAGCUGAGCUGUGGAGAAUACUCUGGCACAGCUGGUGACUCCCUUACUGGGGGGUUUCACCCUGAAGUGAAAUGGUGGGCUGAUCACCGAGGAAUGAAAUUUAGUACACAAGACAGAGACAAUGACAACUAUGAAGGGAACUGUGCUGAGGAGGACACAGCUGGCUGGUGGUUUAACAGGUGUCACACUUCCAAUCUGAAUGGUGUGUACUACAAAGGACCUUAUACAGCAAAGACAGACAAUGGAAUUGUUUGGUACACAUGGCAUGGGUGGUGGUAUUCUCUGAAAUCUGUUGUCAUGAAGGUCAGACCAGCAGACUUUGAACCCAAUGUUGUUUAAAUAUCUAGUUAAUAUAAUCCAUCCAGUUAAUCUUUUAGCAAAUCCAUCUAAAUUGGGCAGAUUUCUCCCUCCACCCUCCCUCCUCUGCCUCAUUUAUGCCUCUAUAAAUCUGGAGUAACUUCAUUAAAAUCAGUAGUGUUAUAUGGGUAUAAAUGAGAAUAGAAUCUGGCCUUGAGCCUGGAGAUACAAAUAAUGUGUACAGGAUUGCUAAAGAGACCAGACAAAGUUCAUCCAGGGUUUAUGGCAACUUUCACCCAUGUAGAAUACUUAGCAGUAGAACUCUAGAAGCAGGGGAAACUUCCACUUGACUGAUGGGCAUAAUGGGGGCCAGGACUUCCCCAAAAGUGAGUAGUAUUGGUCAGGAAGGAGGAGUGCACUGCUAUUGUAACCUCUGCGGUUGAGGCUCCUUUGGAAUCCCCAGUGGAAUUCAAAGCAGCCUACAAUGCCAGAGCUUCUGAGGAAGGACAGCAGUGGGAACAUCACCUGGCCAUUCCUAGGACACAAGAGACUAGGCUGGUACACAGGUGCAAUUUGUACCUUCUGGGGAAUGGAGAACAGGAGGGUUGCCAACUUGGCCCACACUAUUUUGGACUUUUUUCAUUUGGAAACGUUUCUAUCUAAAUCUAUGCACAAUACAUAAGAUUUAAUGGAAAAAUUACAAAAUAGAUUCACUAUAUUGUCUUAAAAAGCAAUGUGAAUAUAUAUUACACAUAAAAACUACAUUAAAAGAAUGUUACAGAAUGUCCAGCAAUUUAAUGGUGCUGGAGCAAUUUGUAUAGUGGGAUGUUGAGAGCCAUUGAACCAAACUGUAAACUCUGUAUGUGAUGGAAACCAUUUCAAACCAUGCUGUACCCCCAGCAUCCUUAGUUCCAGCAUCUAUGAGUGGACAUGCUGUACAUUGAAUGGGGCAGGGGUCCAGUGGAAAAUAUUAUGUAUGAUCCUGUAAUUAAAGACUGUAUCAUAAUAUAUACAUACAGGGGAGCCAAAUUAAGGUUAUAUAGGCAACUUUAAUUCUGGCACUUCCUAACUUUUGAGUGCUUGCUUUAGCAAACUUAAUAUUCUUUUAAUGUAGUUUUUGUAUGUGUAAUUUUAAAGAAAAGCUGAAACCCUCCCCCAGCAUUUCCAUCAUGAUUCCCAGCAGGGUUGGAACCUUUAGAUCCACAGCACAGACUUCUGCCACUUGAGCUCAUGGAGUAACUCAUAGUAGCAGUUAUCUUCUAUGUGAACUAGUGACUAGAGAGGGAAUGGAACACUCCCUUUUCCAGAGGGUUUCACAGAUACAUACUUGCAGACAGCAGAGGAAUGAUGAGACUUAGGAAUCUUGACUUUCAGUCAAGAUUCUGAAAUAUAGCAUGCUUUACAGGUAACAGACCCUUGUGACCCCCACCCCUCACCUCAACAAGACUGUCCCCUUUUGCCACUUGUCCUUUUAGCCUGUUCCUUUUCCAGUCCUGGCUCUCCCCCUCCUUGCAGAUCCUUUCCUAACUAGUCCCAGUCUAGAUCUUCCCAGAAUCCUCGCUCCACUCCCACUGUCCUUGCCCAGUCACAUCCAGGCUUCCCAUCCAAGGCACAGUCUUCCCCUGACCCAGACUCCUUGUCCCAGUUUCCUUGCUCAGGCAGUCUCAAUUCCCUCCCCCACCCCCCUGGCUCCUCAUCCAAUCUCAAAGUAGCAUCCCUCCCCUGGCUUCCACUCCAAGUCUCUUUGCUCAGCCAGUCCCAGUCUCCCCCACCAGGGUCCUUGUUCCAUUCUACUCUCUCUUGUGUCCCCAAUCUGGCUCUUGUCCCUUCAGCAUUUAAGUCGGGAAAUUUCUUCCCCCACACUGCCUGAGGGCCUGCAGGGGAGUGCUCAUGAGCACAAGAGAGCCUUCCUCCUCUCAGUCCUGAUGUUCAUCCUCACAGCCAGCCACAGCAACCAGAAGCAGCAAUUUCAGUCAAAGUUCUACUCUGCCCCUGUAAUCCUGAGAUGGAGUAUGCCCAAGGCAAACCGAGUCAUUAGAGAACUGAUGCUGCAAAAGUCUCUGCUGAGCAUGUGUAAACUGAGACAUUUCAAAAUCUUAUAAUUUGGCCAGAUUUGGGUGUUUUUUUCAAGGAAGAGCAAAAGAUACAUCCCUGGCUUGUAUUUUUCAAGUUCCUAUUCCAAAGCAUAGAGAUACUAGAGCUUUUCAACUGAACAGCUGUAAGAAUUUUGUUAACAUGGGCAACGUGUUUUUCCCUAAUCUCAUUCUAGGAAAUGGCUAAAGUGUUUUUGCUGAAACUUCCCUCUCCGCCCUUCUCCCUU
This is a messenger RNA of Trachemys scripta elegans, 3402 nucleotides long. RefSeq names its product fibrinogen like 1 (gene FGL1). The record is from RefSeq and is a predicted model, not a curated record. The transcript has 8 exons. NCBI's taxonomy places the organism in Eukaryota, Metazoa, Chordata, Testudines, Emydidae. Bases 183 to 1124 code for a protein of 313 amino acids. Gene Ontology annotation, biological process: regulation of immune response; negative regulation of T cell activation.